AUGAAGGUCCUUGUGUUUGCUUUAACUGUGGCUCUUGCCGCUGGUUACGAAGUGAACUUUGUUCCAGAGUUCGCCAAAGGGAAGACCUACGUCUUCAAAUAUGAAGCCCUUGUUAUGGGGGGACUGCCUGAGGAGGGUCUAGCACGGGCUGGAGUGAAAGUGCUUAGCAAAGUUAUGAUCAGUGCAUUGUCUGAUGACAACUUCAUUCUGAAGCUUGAAGACCCUGAAAUAUUUGAGUACAGUGGCAUCUGGCCGAAAGACUCUUUCACCCCAGCCACCAAGCUCACCUUAGCCCUGGCUGCUCAGCUCUUGAGACCCAUCAAGUUUGAGUAUGCCAACGGUGUUGUCGGCAAAGUCUUUGCACCAGCUGGUAUCUCUACCACUGUGCUGAAUUUCCACAGAGGAAUCCUCAACAUCUUCCAGCUGAACAUCAAGAAGACGCAGAAUGUCUAUGAGCUGCAAGAGCUUGGUGUACAGGGUGUGUGCAAGACCCACUACAUCAUCAGUGAGGACGCAAAGGCCGAGCACAUCCUGUUGACCAAGACUAAGGACCUGAACAACUGCCAGGAGAGAAUCAUUAAGGAUAUCGGCUUGACAUACACAGAGAGAUGCCCUGAGUGUGAGGCUAGAGCAAGAUCCCUGAAGGGAACCGCUGCUUUUAACUACGUCCUGAAGCCAGCAGCCACAGGUGCUCAAAUCUUGGAGGCAACCGUUACAGAGCUCAUCCAGUACUCACCCAUCAACAUCUUGAAUGGCGCUGCCCAGAUGGAGUCAAAGCAAAAGCUGACCUUCUUGGAGGCCGUGAAGACCCCAGUGGAGCCCAUCAAAGCUGAAUAUCUUCACUGUGGAUCCCUGCAGUACGAGUUUGGCAGUGAGCUUUUCCAAAUUCCCAUCCAGCUUUUGAGGAUCAGCAAUGUUGAGGCUCAGAUUGUUGAGGUUCUGCACCACCUGGUUACCUUCAAUGUUGCCAAGGUGCACGAAGAUGCCCCUCUGAAGUUCGUUGAACUAAUCCAGCUGCUGCGUGUGGCCGGAAAUGAGAGCAUUGAGGUCCUCUGGACUCAAUACAAAAACAGAGCCGAUUACAGACACUGGAUCCUGAAUGCCGUCCCUGCCAUUGGUACUCAUGUUACUCUGAAGUUCAUCAAGGAGAAGUUCCUUGCUGGAGAGCUGACUGUUGCCGAAGUUUCUUAUGGCCUGCUGGUCUCUGUUCACAAGGUCACAGCAGACCUCGAAACCAUCAAGCUGGCCGAGGGCUUGGCUAUGAACGCUAAGAUCCAAGAAAACCCAAUCCUGCGUGAGAUUGCCAUGCUUGGAUACGGCACCCUUGUUGCUAAAUACUGUGCAGAGAACCCAUCUUGCCCAGCUGAGCUUGUUAGGCCGAUCCAUGAACUCGCCAUUCUGGCUGUUGCCAAAGGUGAAAUUGAGGAGCUCAUCAUGACUCUCAAGGUUCUGGGUAAUGCUGGACAUCCUGGCAGUUUGAAGACAAUCAUGAAGCUCCUGCCUGGCUUUGGCAGUGGUUCUGCUUCUCUGCCUCUCAGAGUUCACAUUGAUGCCGUUCUGGCCCUGAGGAACAUUGCUAAGAGGGAGCCCAAGAUGGUCCAAGAAAUGGCUGUUCAGCUGUUCAUGGACAAGGCUCUCCACCCAGAGCUCCGCAUGGUUUCUGCUAUCGUACUCUUUGAGAGCAAGCUGCCCAUGGGUCUGGUGACUGUUCUUGCUACUGCCCUCCUCAAAGAAACAAAUCUGCAGAUCGCUAGCUUUGUCUACUCUUACAUGAAGUCCAUGACCAAGAGUACCGCUCCUGAUCUUGCCUCCGUUGCUGCCGCCUGUAACGUUGCUGUGAAGAUGCUCAACCCCAAAUUCGAAAGACUGAGCUACCGCUACAGCAAAGCCCUCUAUGCAGAUACCUACCAGAGCCCCUGGAUGAUUGGUGCCGCUGCCAGCGCCUUCUAUGUUAAUGAUGCUGCAACUCUGUUGCCAAGAGCCAUUGUGGCCAAAGCUCGCACCUACUUUGCAGGAGCUUAUGCUGAUAUUCUUGAGGUUGGAGUGAGAACUGAGGGAGUGCAAGAGGCCCUUCUGAAAAUCAAGGAUGUUCCUGCGAACGCUGACAGGAUGACCAAGAUGAAACGCGUUAUGAAGGCUCUUUCUGAUUGGAGGGCUCAGCCUUCCAGCCAGCCCCUGGCCUCCAUCUAUGUGAAGUUCUUCGGACAGGAAAUGGCAUUUGUCAACCUUAACAAAGCCAUUGUUGAUCAGGUUCUCGAGCUCGCUAAUGGACCAGCAAUUAAGGCUGCUGGCAGGCAGGCUUUGGAUGUUCUGCUGGGAGGUUUCGCUCUGCAUUACGCUAAACCAAUGCUGGUUGCUGAGGUUCGUCGCAUCAUUCCCACCGCAGUUGGUCUGCCAAUGGAGCUCGCUUUCUAUACUGCUGCCGUGGCUGCUGCAUCUGUUGAAUUCCAAGCAACUGUGUCACCACCUCUGCCUGCGAACUUCCAUGCUUCCCAGCUUCUGAAUUCCGACGUCAACAUCAGGGCUACCAUUACUCCAAGCGUUUCCAUGCAUACCUACGCAGUUAUGGGAGUGAACACUGCUUUCAUCCAGGCUGCCCUGCUCUCAAGAGCAAGAGUACACACCAUCGUUCCCGCAAAGGUUGAGUUAAGAAUUGACAUGAUUAAGGGUAACUUCAAGCUUGAGCUUCUGCCGGUUCAAGGCAUCGACAAGAUUGCUUCUGCAAUUGUUGAGACUUAUGCUGUUGCAAGAAACGUGGAAGACCUUGCAGCUGCCAAAAUCACACCAAUGAUCCCAGCUGAAAAUGCAACACAGGUGUCAAGAGAGACUUCAAAAAUGGCAUCCUCGUCAGCAUCAUCUGAAAUCAUUCCCAUUGAUCUGCCAAGUAAAAUGGCCAGCCAACUGAACCUCCCCAAGACCUUCGAGAAGAAACUGUGCGCUCAAAUGAAAACCUUCGGAAUCAAGGCAUGCACUAUGAUCAAAUCUCGCAAUGCUGCCUUCAUCAGAAACUGCCCACUCUACGCCAUGAUCGGAAAACAUGCUGUCACCGUUGAGGUUUCUCCAGCUGACGGACCAGUCAUCGAGAAGAUUGAAAUUGAGAUUCAGGUUGGAGAAAAAGCAGCAGAAAAGAUCAUCAAAGUGAUUAACAUGAGCGAGGAAGAGGAAGUUAUCGAGGACAAGAACGUCCUGAUGAAACUGAGGGAAAUCUUGGUUCCUGGUCUGAAUAAUAGGUCAUCAUCUUCAUCCAGCUCCAGCAGCUCUCGUUCAAGCCUUUCAUCAUCUGCUUCAUCUAUUUCUUCAUCCGAGUCUUCCUCCUCUAAACGCAAGAGCAAUAUGGUGGACCUUCUCUCUCCACUCAGCAGGCCACCAAACAGACAGAGAAGUUCCUCCGAAGAGUCCAGCUCCUUGUUUGAGCAACAACUGAAUGAGAUGAAGUUUAUCAAGAACCAUGUCCAUCAGCAUGCCCUCUCCACAACUCGUGCCAGCAGCAAGAGCAGUGCCUCCAGUUUCGAGUCCAUCUACAAUAAGGCCAAGUACCUCGCUAACUCCGUCACUCCUGCUGUGAUCAUCCUCAUCCGCGCUGUAAGAGCCGACCGCAAGGUUCAGGGAUACCAGAUCGCAGCUUACUUUGACAGAGCUACCGCCAGACUUCAGCUCAUUUUUGCCAACCUUGCUGAGGGGGACCACAACAGAAUCUGUGCCGAUGGUGUCAUGCUGAGCAAAAACAAGCUGAUGGCCAAGGUUGCCUGGGGCCUUCAGUGCAAAGAGUACGGAGCUGAGAUCACAGCUGAGACUGGUGUUGUCAGUAAAAAUCCUGCAGCCAGCGUGAAGGUUACCUGGGAGAAACUUCCAAAGAGCUUGAAGCGCCACGCAAAGGAGAUCUCUAAGUACAUCUCCUGCAUUGCUAAGGAAUACGGAAUAAACCUGGAAAACACCAAAAAUAUUUGCAAUGAGAUUAAACUGUCUGUGGCUGUUGCUUCUGAGAAAAGCCUGAAUAUUGUGAUGAAGACACCAAAGAUGACAGUUUACAAAUUUGGCGUGAGACUCCCUUUUUCUCUGCCAAUUGGAAACACCGCUGCUGAGCUGGAACUCUACCAGGACAACUUGUCUGAGCAGAUCUCUUACAUUUUCACCAAGGCUAACGCAGCUGAGUGCACCUUAGUCAAGGACACACUGAUCACAUUCAACAACAAGGAAUUGAAGAUUGAGAUGCCACUCUCUUGCAACCAGGUUUUGGCUCAGGAUUGCACCUCAAAACUUAAAUUCAUUGUUCUGCUGAAGAGGGAUCAAGCACAGGAGCAGAACCUGAUCAAUGUGAAGAUCGCAGAUAUUGAUGUGGACCUGUACUCUAAGAACAACGUUAUCAUGGUUAAGGUUAACGGAGUAGAAAUCCCCAUCGCCAACCUGCCAUACCAGCAUCCCACAGACAAAAUUCAGAUCAGACAGAGAGAUCAGGGCAUCGUUCUCCAUGCUCCCAGCCACGGUCUCCAGGAGGUCUUCCUGGACCAGAAAGAACUGAAGGUGAAAGUUGUGGACUGGAUGAAAGGACAGACCUGUGGACUCUGUGGAAAGGCUGACGGAGAAGUCAGACAGGAGUUCCACACACCCAACAAACGUGUGACCAAGGACGCAGUCAGCUACGCUCACUCCUGGGUGGUGGCUGGAAAGAGCUGCCAUGAUGCCUCUGAGUGUUACAUCAUGCUUGAAUCUGUGAAGCUGGAGAAGCAGGUGAUGCUCUACGGCAAGGAAUCCAAAUGCUACUCUGUUGAGCCUGUGCUGCGCUGCCUGCCCGGCUGCAUGCCAGUGAGGACCACCCCCGUCACUGUUGGAUACCACUGCCUGCCCGUUGAUUCUAACCUGAACAUGUCUGAAAGUCUGAGCAGCAUCUCAGAGAAGAGUAUUGACCUGAGGGAAACAGCAGUAGCCCACCUGGCCUGUCGCUGCACCGCUCAGUGCGCUUAAUGUUAAAGCCUUCAGUCAUAUCAUGUUUUACUUUUUGUUGUAUUAUUCAUGCAAGUCAAUUAAAUUACUUUGUUUGAGCUGUAUUAAAUAAAUAAAUGACGGAAGCAUCUA
Molecule: messenger RNA, 5073 nt
Organism: Gymnodraco acuticeps
Lineage: Eukaryota; Metazoa; Chordata; Actinopteri; Perciformes; Bathydraconidae
Product: vitellogenin-2-like
Exons: 34
Coding region: 1-4962 (1653 amino acids)
Biological process (GO): lipid transport
Molecular function (GO): lipid carrier activity
Source: RefSeq, a predicted model, not a curated record